Messenger RNA from Nicrophorus vespilloides, 5399 nucleotides. Its product is annotated as C3 and PZP-like alpha-2-macroglobulin domain-containing protein 8. The annotation marks the transcript as partial. Gene Ontology annotation, molecular function: endopeptidase inhibitor activity. Lineage: Eukaryota; Metazoa; Arthropoda; Insecta; Coleoptera; Silphidae. Gene Ontology annotation, cellular component: extracellular region. The transcript is spliced from 13 exons. The record is from RefSeq and is a predicted model, not a curated record.
GCGGAAUUGGUGUCUGUGGAGAGCAAAGAGAUCGAGAGUCACUACGUUUUAGCCAGGGAGCCGAUCCACAAAUGGAACUCAUCUUCGGACUGCUAUCUUCUGAUCGAGGGAGUGGAGCACACGCUUCAGCCGGAAGAGGAAGCGCACGUGUCCAUUCUGUCCACGUGUCCGUGCGAGAGGGACCUGCAUUACGUAAUCACGACGGACGGCCGCGUCACGGACUGGGCGCAGCGGCGAUACGAGGAUCCGGUUCCGGUUCCGUCGCCGACCAUAACGCAGCUAGGAUCCAUCUGCAGGCUAAACUUUAGUUUCACGGUGAAAUCGGUGAUGGCUCCAGUCAGUCAACUUCUUGUCUAUUAUAUAACGCCACUGGGAGAGCCGGUCAGCGACGUGAUCAGCUUCGACGUCAAACUGCUUCACAGACAGGUGUACGUGAUGAUGGAGAAUCGGGAGUGGUGGCUGCCCAAUCAGCCCCUUGACCUGGAAGUUAUCGCCGAACCUUCGUCCCUCGUCUGUUUGCUCGGCGGAAAGAUCGGUGCCAAUAGCGACAUCAAGUUCGAUCCCAGAGUCAGUGAGGAGAGAAUCCCCAACAGCGAAACGGGAGAAGUGGAUUUCUUGGAAGCCGGCGUGUCCUUCUUCCAGAGGCAAUGCAUCAAGCGAGAUUCGGGAAUGUCCGCCGUGUCCUACAGGCAGCGGGGAUCUGGUGCUGGACCCGCUUCUGGCAGACGCAGGCCGCCGGAGAGCCUCGUCGGCGGCGCACCCUUCGAUCAACUGUGGCUUUGGAAAUGCUUCAAUUACACAUCGGAAAUCGCUUCAUCCGGAAUGAGUAUAAUGGGACCGCAGGAGGCGGGAAGAUGGUCCCUGUGGGCGCUGACUGUGUCGAACAGCGGUGGCCUGCAGUUUUCCGCCCCCGUCGCUCUGAACGUGUUCCGACCACUUCAGGCCGAAUUCCGGCUUCCGCCGACUCUGAGGGUCCGCGAAACGCUCGAGGUCGACAUCAAGAUCGGCAACAACAUCAACUCCUGCAUGGACAUAACGGCCCUUUUGGCCCUCAGCGAAGGCGCACAGUUCCUGAGUAACGGCCUCCUCUACGUGACCGAACGUCUGCGACUUGGACCCCACGGAGCCACAUCUUUGGUUGUACGUCUUCUGGUAACCACGCCCGGACUCAAAAACAUGACUGUUGAGGUGAACGGAUACAGCAGUCCUUCGUGCGAGGGUUCGGAGGGCGUCAGCAAUUCCUCUUUGGCCGGGGCGGUUGUGAGAUCGGCGACCGUGGAUGUACGACCCGAGGGUGUCGUUAGGACGGACACGGAAAGCGCUUACUUUUGCGCAAAUGAGAACAUGCUGAUCUCCACAUCGGACAGUUUCAAGUACGAAUGGGUGGGGGCGCCGCGGAACCGCGAGGGCGUCGUAAUUGAAUUGAAGGCGGGCGCCUCGAAGCGUCCCGGCCCGGUGCACAUCGCAUUGGCAAACACUCAUUAUCCCGGGGAUAAAAUGUAUAGGAUAACGGUCGGCGAUUCGGAGAACUCCAUCAGCUGGAUUGGAAGAGGCAAACACGAUUACGGCGUGCAGCUGGUGACCGCGCAGACACCGGCUGUUCUCUCGCAGGACGACUGGAGGACUUUCUGGAUCACCUGGGAAAAGAGCUCUCUGGAAUUCGGUAGAGGAUCUCUCUUCCACAACGACACUCUGCUCAAGUGGAAGAUCGACAAGAAAUUGAAGAUCCAGAAUAUCGGGUUCGCAUCCUCCUGGGGAAGCCUAGCAGAAUUCCGUGUUUGGAAUUUCAACGACGAGUCCGGAUUCUCUCAGGUACUCCACUUGGAUACCCCACGAUCCGUCGUUCCAGGCUCCGAAAGCGGUGAGCUCGUCAUCUCCGGUGGAUUGGCUCUUCCCGCUCUCCCCAAGAAGCACCGACCUAGCGGAGGACUCUCCGACACUCUCUCCUCUCUGACAACUCUUCUGAGUUUAUCGCACUUCGGACUGAAGGCCAACGAGAGUUUACGAGAAAGCGCCUACAGCAGAUUGCCGGGACAGAUACAAAAUCUCCUUUCGUUCCGCAAACUGGACAACUCUUUCAGCGAGCACCAGCUCCUGGACAGUCACGAGGCUACGGUAAAAGUUCUAGAGGCUCUGACCAAAAUCCAAGCGCACUUUAGCAUCGAUCCUGAGCUCAUCCAAAGUAUCAAGCGAUGGGUGCAACUUCGACAAGAAGACGAUGGAAGUUUCUCGCCUCUUCACGCGGACGUCUCGUAUCCAAGCGGGAAUUUCAGUAGGAGUGUCCUUGACGAGGUCAUGGAGAUGACUGCGGAGACGGUGAUCGUCCUCUUUGAAAUCGGCGUUGAAAACGAUGUUGAUGCUGAAACAUUGGUUAAAGCGAAAGUGUUUUUGGAGAACGGUUUGCCGAAAGUCCAGUCUUCGGAAGCCGUAGCUGCGGUGGCUUUGGCUCUAGUAUUGGCAAAGAGCGCGACGGCCAGUUGGGCUGUGGAGAGAUUGAAGAACGCUUCUACAACGGAGGACGGAGAGUUCGGUUGGCCUCACGUAACGCCGAAACGCGAUGCUGCGGAUUGGUUGUACGAAUCAGAAGCUGGAAGAACGCUUAAAGAACCCAUCAUAGCUACAGUGGAAGACUACAAAGCUUCGCUCUACGCUCUGACAACAUUCUGCUUGAUCGGAGAUCUUAAAUUCGCGGAAUCCACAGCGAAAUACCUCUUCUACAGAUCGCACAUGCUGGAUAAACACGUUGAGCUUCUUUACGAUGCGGUAAAAGCGUUCGCUCGAUACGACACUUUGGUGGACGACAAGAGAAGAUCUCUGACCAUUUCGUUGGCUACUUCCGGGAUGGAACUGACCGAUACGCUUGAGCUGAAGCCUGGAAGAAGCGCAGAAACCAUCCUCCAUCUGCCCAGUCUUCCAACGAAAGUCUUCGUUUACGCAACCGGUGCAGGGUGCGCUACAGUUCUUGGAAAAACCACCUACUCCAGCUACACAGCCAAAAGCAGCACCGAACUAUUAGAUAUUUGGUCCGCGGUCUCCGAAGAGAUCCUUCCGGAUCGCAGCUCGGUGGAAGAGAUCGAAGGAAAAUCACCGAUGCUGAAAAUCAAGACUUGCUUUAGAUGGAAGCAUGCGGAAAAACCUUCCGGGGUGUUGAGGAUGGAGGUGGGUCUGUUCUCUGGUUUUGAGCCGACGCCUGUUCCACCUCAGGUUCUCAACGAAGACGCCGGAGAAAUGCAGCACGGCCACAACGCAAACAACCUCUGGUUCACGUUCGCCAACGUCAGCGGAAACUGUCCCAUCUGCGUGCAGUAUCUAGCGCACAGCAUCUACGUGAUCUCUUCGUUGCGACCGGCGCAUGCUAAAAUCUAUCCGGCGGAGCGCGAAGAUUUAGCGGCUGAGGUCUUCUUCCACACGCAAUCCGAUAGUUCAUUGUUGAAGGGUAUAACAGGCGAUGACCUCAUCACCUGGUUCGGAAAGAACUCUACCGUUGGACCUGAAGUCAAGGUGCCGUGCACUUGCAAAGACGCCUGCACGCAGAAGACUCAAGUUCCGGAGCUUAAAGAGGAUUUAAGCGUGACGACUUACACCAUCAAUGUGGACAGCAACUCCAUUAGCAAUUUGAGCCACGUCGAUCGAUUCCUGAUCGAGCCAACAGCUGUGGCCGCAAAUACAAGUGAGAUUCCCACGAACGACACAACGAUCAUCUUUACAAAAACCAGCGACGAUCUGAUCCUGCAAGAGAAUCUUAUUGAUGUGCAGGGCGAAACUCAAUUGGAAAGCUUCGUCAAAAGCACGCAACUUCCUAAGAAGGUUUACGAGCGUGAAAUCAAGAAGGUAACUAAACCGCAGAAGAAGAAAGUUACUGAGGUGAACAACAAUACUGUAUUUGUUACUACUACUACUACUACUGUUGAAGUCACCAGUGAAGCAGAAGAAGUUAACAUAACGGAUUUUGCAAAUUAUACAACCUCCGAAGUGUCUGUUACCACUGAGCUGGAGACGACAAGCAAAUUGAACAAUGUGGAGAAUCAAUUGAUCGUUGAUUUGAACGUUUCGCCUCCGAAACACGUCAACACCGAGAAGCUGCAGAUUCCGGAUGAUCUGUACGAGAAGCGAGAUGAAGAGGUAUCAGAAGAACCGGCAACGUUCGCUCCGGAAAACAAGAACGACAAGUACGUCCUUCUGGACAAGGAGGAUCUCUGGGGAAUGCUCAAAGAGGUCGUCGACGAUGAGAUCAAAAAGAAGAGCAAGAUUGCGCAGCAGCUGCGGAAGCAGGGAUUCUCGUAGGCGCCGCAACUUGGGAACGCAUCUGUAAAUAACAUUGUGCCAAAAAAAACGAAGAACAAGAAAGAAGAAUCGAUUCGAAAGUAGAAUGAAAAGGGCAUUUUCAAGAUGACGAGAAACAACAACACAAAAAGCAAAAAACAUUAUAAGAAAAGCACACCAAAACUAUAAGCUAGGAUUAAUUGAAGAGUUAAUAUUAUUGCACUCACAAUUCACUCACGUUCCCGAUCGUUUUUAUGUGUGUAAUAUAAGAUGUAAAUAGAUGAAGAAAAAGAGAUAUUAAAUCCGCCCAAAAUUGCCCCCACAUCGUGAGAGGAGUAUCUGUGCCAAAAAAAAAAUGAAGAAGAAGGAAAAACGCUUUACUUUACGUUUAUUUUUGAACCUUUUGAUCUUCUGUACUACCUGAGAGAGAGAUAGAGUUCAGAUUUGUGCGAAGCAGCAGAAAGAAACGCCAAUCAAUUGGACAUCGAAAUUUUUCUUACAAUCCACGAGGACACAAAAUUCUGGCGCGUUUUUUUUGCUAAGUCAUAUUAAUCGUUGUACGAAGACGUUUUUUUUUUUGCACAUAUUUUGUACAUACGACGUAUGAAAAAAGGAUGGACUAACUACUCUUAAUAGUAAUCUCUCAAUCUGUAUCUCUUCGAGCCCUUGUUCCGUCACGUUAUUUCGAGUAAUACUGAAUAAUUCUAAAUAAUGAUAAAGAGAAAAGAUAUAUAUGUGGAAAGAUAUAUUUUUCAUAUGUAAGGAGAAAGAAGCACGUCUUGUCAAUUCAAUAAUUAUUAUUAUUAUUAUAUGUAAAAGAAGAAAAGAGAAUGGAAUGAAGGAAGGAAGGAAGGAAGGAAAGAAAAGGCCGUUUUCUUUAGGUUUCAGAGUCAAUCAUUUACCAGUAGGAUUCGAUGAUCGUGUAGCAACGUUGUAAAUAUAGUUGAUUGAUCCAGUGUUGAUUAUUGAUUAAAGAUUGCGAAGAGGAAAUUGCGAGAAGAGGACGCGCGUUUUCGAUUGAAUUGUGUGGAGAAGCAACAGGAGCAGAAGAAGACAUAAGAAACGCUUGUAAUUGAUUACUUAAAUUUAUAAUAUGAAUAAGCUCAAAUCGUAAAUCGAUAAGGAAAUAUGAAGAA